Molecule: messenger RNA, 465 nt
Organism: Penicillium brevicompactum
Lineage: Eukaryota; Fungi; Ascomycota; Eurotiomycetes; Eurotiales; Aspergillaceae
Product: putative GPI anchored protein
Exons: 3
Coding region: 1-465 (154 amino acids)
Biological process (GO): fungal-type cell wall organization
Cellular component (GO): fungal-type cell wall
Molecular function (GO): structural constituent of cell wall
Source: RefSeq, a predicted model, not a curated record
AUGCGUUUCUCCAUCGCCGCUCUUGUUGCCGCUGCCGCCGGCGCUGUUGCCUCCGGCGUCACCACUGAGGUCGUCACUGCCUACACCACCUACUGCCCCGAGGCCACUUCUAUCGUCCACGGCAGCCAGACCUACAGCAUCUCCACCCCCGGCCACAUUACCAUGACCAACGGCCCCUACACUGUCACCCGUCCCAUCCAGACCUCCACCGUGACUCAGUGCCAGAGCUGCUCCACCGCCGUUCCCCAGGUUAGCGCCAGCAGCGUUCCCCUCAUCCCAGUUGCUCCUACCGCCGCUGCCUCCACCCCUCUGAUCCCCAACGCCGACGCCACCGGCUCCGCUGGUGCCUCCGCCGGAACUCCCUCGCCUUCUCUGCCCGUCUUCAACGCCGGUGCUGCUAACGCCGCAGCCGGCGCUGGCGCUGGUCUCGUCGCCGUCUUCGGUGCCGUCGCCCUCCUCCUGUAA